AUCCGUGGAAGAUGGCGUUCACGGCGCUUAUUUUUCUAUCUUUUCUUGUACGCUUUACUAUUUCGCUUAGAAAUUUGUGCCGGGCCAGGUCACAUGAAUGGUCUCGCAUCUUCACCACCAAUAACGUUCCGUAAUACCGUCAGCUACUCAUUUUUCACAUUUUCGCUUAAUUUGCUUUACGUAAUAGACCCCCAGUCGUCGCACUCUAUAUUUUAGUGCUUGUAUGGUACAUACAUACAUACAUUACGCUGAAAACUUUUUCCGCAUACUCUCCGUCUAGAGAUUUCGCACUUUCAUCUGCAGGAUACGUUAUCGCAUCCUUAAACUCACGUGAGAUGAAAGUGCGAUAAGUGAGAACUCUCGUCAAAGAUACGUAAUGGCACGUAAUGGACGCCCUCGGGUAACCGAUAGGAGGGUGUAAGUCAUCUCUUGUGCACGGCAGGUGGCGCCACGCGUGGGAGUAAGCCGCCUCGAUUAUUGGCAGAGGGCAGCAAGGGAUGGCGAUUGGGAAUGUCGUCCCGUCGACGUUCUCGUAACUCGCGUCUGCUGCGUAAUGGAUACAUGUGCGUCUAUCACACAGUAGUAAAGGGGUUGAGACAAAGUGGUAACGUUGACGUAACGUCACCAUACGACAGACGGGCGAGCGCGUGUACGGUGCCUUGCGUGGGAGUUGAGUGUCCAGAGAUACAGCUCGAGCGUGGCGCGUGCGACUCGGUGAGUUGCGUCGCGUAAGUAGCACGUUAAAUGUGUCGUAUCGCUGUCAAGCUCCCUUAUCGCAACCCUCCGCUUCUAGUUUAAAACGUGUGCCUUUUAUCAACAUCGCACGCGACCGUUCGUACGAAGAUCGGUGUACAAAAGGGGGAAGCGCAUGUACAGACUGGUGCAGGUGCCCGUUGCAGCGCGCAGCAAGACCCCGCACCUGCCCGAUUCGGGACAAGUUUGGAAGACGUCCAACCGGGCCGCGACCGCGCUUUAGGUUAGGUAAGUGGGUUCGGUUUUUUUUCAAUCACUCGCUCCUCACCUCACCGUCCUCGAUUUCUUCCACCUUCUUCGCUUUGCCAGCUUAAAUCGGGACCUCGCGUGAAUAACGGAUUUUGGAUGAAGGUGCUUACAAGAUUUUCAGUAUUAACAGAUUUGCCAGGAUGGCGAGCGGAAUGCCCAGCGGAAAGAUGAGGCGAAUUCUUCUCUUCCUAGUCCUGUUAACUGGUGUUCUUCUUAUCGCCAUGUACACCCACGCACCACCGCUUGCAUCGCUUCAACCGUUUGCCACUCGUCGGACUUUCCAAACUCCAUGGUCUUGGACGUGUGUGUCUGGGCGUUGUGAAAGGAGAGCAGUCAGAUCGUCAAGAACAUCUUUGGCGACUUGUACGGCCUUAUGUGGAGGUAACACCCGACUAAUCUGGCCCAGACCUACAGGCACGGUGAUUCUUGGCGAAGACAGUGUAAUGCUGCAUAUGCAUCAGAUCGCUUUCGUUACGGUCAACACCAGCGACCAAGAAGUGAAGAACUUGCUGGAGCACGCGAAGGAUGUCUUUCUGGGCAAUGUCAGAACGUUGAUCAAGGCUUUAAAAUCGAAAGGAAGGUCGAGCAUCAAUAGUUUUAUUAUCUACUUGAGCGCGACUGAUGCCCAAGGCACAAAACUGACGCUAGAUACCGACGAAUCCUACAAAUUGGAGGUAAUAUUAAAGGAUAAGGUUUUGGAAGCCAGGAUUAGUGGAAAAAGCUAUUGCGGGGUGAGACACGGACUGGAGACUCUCAGUCAAAUGAUCUGGUGGGAUGAAACCGCUGGGAGACAGGGUAUCCUUCGCGUGAUCUCGCAGGCCUUCAUCGAAGACAAACCAAUGUUUCCGUAUCGUGGAUUGCUCGUGGACACUGGUAGGCAAUUUUUCCCCAUUGACCAUCUGAAGAGGGUAAUCGACGGUAUGGCGGCAUCAAAAUUGAAUACCUUCCACUGGCACCUCACCGACUCCCAAAGUUUUCCCUUCGAUUCAGCUCAGUUUCCAGAAAUGGCAAGAUGGGGAGCUUAUAGCGGUGACGAAGUAUAUACACCUGAAGACAUUAAGGAUAUCGCGGACUAUGCUAGAAUCAGAGGCGUCAGGGUUCUUAUGGAAAUAGAUUCUCCUGCUCAUGCCGGUGCUGGUUGGCAAUGGGGAAGCCAUCACGGUCUCGGCGAACUUGCCUUAUGCGUAGAUCAACAGCCGUGGUCUUCAUACUGUGGCGAACCAAAUUGCGGCCAACUAAAUCCAAUAAAUGAGCACACAUACCGAAUUCUAGAGGGUUUAUAUAAGGAGCUUUUAGAUCUUACCGAGGUAAGAGAUAUAAUUCAUCUAGGCGGAGACGAAGUCAAUCUCGAUUGCUGGGCCCAAUACUCCAACAUAACUGCAGCAAUGCAAGCCCAAAAUAUGACCGAUCAUCAUGCUUUAUGGGCCGAAUUUGAAAACAAGAUUUAUCAGCGAAUCGUUAAGAUGAAUUACAAUGAAGUUCCGAAAGCUGUGAUCCUAUGGAGUUCUCCGCUUACGAAGAGACCAUACAUCACAACAUACUUCGACCCAAAAGUGCACGUGAUUCAAUCUUGGGGAGGCAGCAAUUGGCCGGAAACCCCGGAUUUGUUGGAAGAUGGCUAUCGGGUGAUUCUCUCUCACGUUGACGCAUGGUAUUUGGAUUGUGGAUUUGGCAGGUGGAGGGAAUCGGGCGAAGCCGCAUGCGGUGAAUAUCGAACAUGGCAAACCGUUUAUAAUCACAGACCUUGGAGGGAUUAUCCUCAGCAACAACUGGGUCUUGUUCUUGGAGGUGAAGCUGCUAUUUGGAGUGAACAGACUGGGCAGAUGUCUCUGGGAUCUCGACUAUGGCCCCGAGCUUCCGCUCUCGCCGAAAGAUUAUGGAGUGACAUGCCAACGAAUGGUUAUUCCACUGAGGAAAGUGUUUACACGAGAUUGGCUGCUCAUACUCAGAUUCUUUCAAACAGAGGCUUGAAAACGGAAGCCAUGUGGCCUCAAUGGUGUUCACAAAAUCCAGGGAAAUGUCUUUGACGGACCAAAAUUUGAACUGCGAGCCAGAACGACAAUAUAGUUACUAGUACCAUCACGGUUGCAAUUACCACAAUACGGAGACAUUAGUUCCAUCUGCAAGGACCUCUGUUUUAAGGGGGUCGCUUGAGUAUUAGGCAAUUAAUUGAACUCGAAUUUGAAGUAACGUUCCGAGGAGUCCUAUUGGAUUUCUUUUAAACAAGAAGCGAUACUCCUUGAUAGUACUCCUUAGGUUUUAAAAGACAUUGUUGCAGAACAAUCGAUAGAAACGGUUCUAGAGGUAACAUUUUUGUGCAGUGUCGGUGGAAGUAGAAUGUUAAGUUUCUUUUUAAUAGAUAAUUUUAUAUAUGAAGUUGAAAUUAGAUGUCUGUGCUUGGUAAAAGCACGCAGAUUGUAUUGCUUAUGGGGUCGGGAUUCUACGCUUAUUAAGCUUCGAGAAAUGAACUUUUUGAUCGUGGUAUAAACGAGGAUAUUUCAAUGAGUAACAACAAAUAAAAUAUUUUUAGGUAUUUGUCGUUUAGUUACAAUACAAAUUAGAUGUCAUUUUUCUACAUAAUUAUUCGCUUCUUCGAUACACUUCUCGCAUCGUUACCUUGACUUCUUUAAUGCACUGGAAAGAAAUGGUAUUGUAUAUGCCUCCAGCCAGGAAUGCAUCGGUUCUUACCCCGCCUGGCCCUGUAACUCUUAACAUCGUCCGGCAUCCUCCAUAAUACAGUCCUGAUAUUGCUCCCUCUGACUAUUUUACGUUUAGAUCCCUGAAGAACUUUUUGAGAGGACGAUGAUUUGGGAAUAAAUAUAGGAGUUGAUGAGACGGCAUGAGAAAUGUAUUAAAAUGAAGGAUGAUUGUGUAGAAAAACGACACAUCAUUUGUGACCCUAUGUGACACAGGUAUCUAAAAAUAUUUAAUUUGCUGCUACUUUUUGAAACACCCUUGUAUAUCUUGUUACGAGAUUACAUUACGAUUUUUCUUAUUUUAUUCAUCAAACGGAUAGAAUAUUCAAUGCGUGCAUUUUUGAUAGUGCCUCAGUACAAAAUGCGUGCAUGAUAAGAGAUAGACAUCCGAAAUUAAUUUAUUCGUUGAGCUCACAGUCAUGUAUUAUCAAAUUGAAAAACGUUUACGCUUAUUAAGCUUAGGUAAAUGGACUUUCCGCCCAAAUUGUAUUUCAUCCAAAGUACGUACUUUUCAUGCGUUUUUCUAUAUCCGUAAAACGUGUGGAAUAAAUUUUAAUAGGAAUCUAUAAUAAGUUUGCUGCCGUCUUGUUUGAUCUGUCGUGAGGUUCAUGCAGCGAAUCGCCUGCAAAUCGCUGUUAAAGCAUUUAAAAAACGGACUGUCAAUUCUUAGUAUGCACUGAACAAAGUCGGUUGAAAGUUAAUUUUACUCUGCUGUAACAAAUUGUCACUGUUGCAUUUAUGCCCAAGUAAUGAGUUUUUAUUUUUAGUACCAUAAAGUGCUAGCAUAUUUUGAUAAUUGAGAUCCGAUAUCGAUUUCCUUUUUGCAUGUAUUAUAAUUUCGUUAUUAAUAACAUCUGAUUUUAUUAGAAUUUGUACGUUUCGUACACUUUCUUUGCUUCAGAAAUAUUUAUAAACACUCAUAGUGAGCAUUCUGCCCGCUACGAUGUUAAGGCUGGAGCCCCUGGAUAGGAAGCCACGUCUCUCGGUAACUUGUGCUAUCAACUCUUUUGUUUACGCGUUAUUUUAACCGGAGAAAGACAUCCAAUUCUCUUAUAUAUUCCGAGUACGCACGGCCUUUCUCUCUAUCCACGAGGAAUAAAAUACAGUGAGAAUCUCAAUGAAGGGGAACCGUAGAUAUUCCGAUCCAGGAUAUUAAGCCUCAUUCCGACAUGAUUUCGCUCCUGAGCAAUGAAUGAGAAUAUCCGAUAAAUGAUUCAAUGUUAUUAACGUGAGUACAACGUGCUAGUUACAUCCGUGAAGCAUGCAUAUCGUAUAUGUAAUACUCCGGUGAUCCUAGUCCAGCUUGAGAACGAACGAGACUUCAUUGUAAUGGGAAGGCCUAAUCUUUUCGAUUUAUAAAUAUUUUGUAAAUAUUUAUAUGAGUUAAGCUUGAACUAUACAGUUAUUCAUCCGAUCGUGAGAAACCAAUUAUCAUUUGUUUUUUGUACAGUAGAUGAAAAAAAAAAAACAUACAUCGUCCUAUGACAAUUACUUAGUAUAGACAUCAGAAACAGACCCCCGAGAACGAAGACGCGUGCGUAAAGAAGUUCAUACACUUAUUUCACCGAUUUGAUGAGAUCGCCGCAAAAGCUCGACUAACGAUAGAAGUAUUACAUACAUAUACAUAUGUACUUAACACUUUUGAAACUUGCAAUAGCGAUUUUUUCUCCGCACGAAAGGAAAAUGUCUUAUCGUACAAAUGCACGCAAUGAAUUUCUGAGCGCUCGUUAUACCGGGAAAUGCGUGCAAUUUUAAAUAAACACUAAAUGAAAUUUAACAUCGAACUUAACACAUCACGGACUAAAUAUCUUAUGACCAGGUUGAAAGUGAAUAAUAUCAAUGACGAAUUUACUCAUCGUCCGUUUUCAAUGUGUUAACGCUUACUAUUUAUCGGGUAUUUAUAUAAGUAACUUAACAACAUUCGCGAUUGUAACGGCAGAUAUCAGUUUGAACGGUUCAUUUCUAAAGAAACGUCCAAAGUUAAACUCGAUUUAAGAGCUUAAUAUCCGUAGAUUGUGGGAUCCAGAAUCAAGAUUUGUCGCAAUCACUGGGAUGACGAUAAGUUUUCAAUUAAUUACGACGCGGAGCGAGAGAACACUCGUUAGGUUGUAGUGACGGAAUUUCAUGGUUUCAUAAUGGCCAUAGUACUAGCGAUUCAUAUUAUUAGAGUACAAGAAUCUUGUAUAAAACUAGUGUAUAGUUACCGCGUGUAUUUGUACAUACGUGUAUGUUUUGCAAGGCGUGUGAUACGAUUUAAGCCAUAGCCGCAGGACAACACGAAAUCUGGGGUGUGAGUGACCUGGAUCGAAGUUUAGAGGAUCGUAAUGUGGGCUUUGGUUGAGCUGAAUCUUCGGUCAAGAGAUUGCACGUUCUUGUGUUUCCUCUAGCCAUACACUGAGCGGAAAAUUCACUUCUUAGAAAGAAAAACGUUCUUGUGGCGAGUAGAUGUCUACUUGUAGCUAUCGAGAGAAUAAAUCACAAGAUUGUGUGAACGAUCCGAGAUUAAUACAAAUUUGAAGCUAUGCUCGGUUUUCUUGAACUUAGCUUCUCCUAGGGCUCUUCGUUACUAUUCCAUUUUUUGUACAUAAACGUCCUGGAACGAAAAGUUGAUCGUUCAGAGAACGAAAUAUAUUGAAAGAGUUAAUAGCAUUACCGUACUAAGCUAGAAUUCAACGAACUCGCGGUAUGUGUAAUCAGUUCCUCGUAAAAUUCUCGACUUCAAGCUAUAUUUUUUACCGGAAAUCGCUGAAUUAAAUAUAUCUUAUACAAAUAAUGAUUUAACUUCCAUUGUAACUUUUAAUCUUGAAAGGAGUUUUGUACGUGAAAUUUCGUUCGCAAAAUCAUUUCCACUUGAUACUAAUUCAUUAUUUAGCUCACAACGCUUAUGAUUCUUACAAAAUCAAUUUUGUUGUAACUAAGGAAUGUCUUUAACGAGAAGCAUUUAAAUUAUCGCAAUUAUUUAAUUUAAUAUAAGGAAGUAAUUUUUUCGCUCGGUGUAUUAGUUGGUUUAAAUUCAAUUGCUUCCAGACUGCACUGAUUAAUGAUAUGUGUACAUACCUUAUAGGAAAAACUCCACAAACAUGGAAGCUUUAUUAAUGUAGAUAAGCUUAUAUUUAAGUUUAUUAUGAAUCAAGAGCGUUACCAGUGAGGCCACAAAAUGUUAAUUUUUAUUAUUUUUUUUUUUUUUAAUAUACCUUGAUGAAGUAAUAUUAAAUUAUAUGAAAGUAAAAUUGUAUUCAUUAUGAAUCUAGUCUUGAAACUCAUCUGAACGUAAUUGAAUUUUAAUGCCAAUGUAACAAAAAAUCUUGAAAGUGAUCGCUUAAUAUAUGACCACAAGCAUUAUUUACAGAAACUAGCCAAGUUGCUUUUCAAGGAGACAUGAAAUCUUUUUGAUGAAUGACGUUUUAAAUACCAAUUAUUCAAAUUGUUUUAUUGGCUUUUACACUUAAAUAUUAAAAAUAAUUUUCAAUAAUUUCUUUCAUAAGUCAUAUUUUUACCGAUCAACUUUAUACGCAUAAUUUCAUUAUCAAUUUUAUGUCUUUACGAUCAUUACGAACACUAUUGCAGAGUUUAUUAACGCUAAAAACAAUCUGUUAGCCACUAAAUGGGAUUAAACGCUGGGAUACGCUUGUUUCAAAAAGAAUGUCUGCAAAAGUGAAAAACUUCUAGCGCUUAUAUGUAUAAAAAUGAACUUCUCCAACAAAAAAAUUAGUUUCGUAUUGCUGAUAGAAAUGUUAAAAAUAAUGAAUUCAAUUGUAGCAACAGGUAUAACCCCUGGAGUAAUGUAUAAGAAGUUGACUGGGCUGUGUACGAAGUUUACCGGUCAAUUUGUUUUUGAGUGAUCCUGCACGCUAAGUUGAAGAAUGUAGUUCCGAGAAAAACCCGUUUGAUAGUGGCCUUGGUGCUAUUUUUUUUUUUUUUUAUUACAAAUUGAAACAAAUAACAAAACGUUGCAAUUUCGGUAGCAUUCAUUUUAUAACUGAGGAACUCUGAUGUGCGUUAAAACGGAUAUCUUCCCCUUUUGUAAAGACAACGGCCACGUCUAUCACAAAUAAUAAUCUGACGUGUCUCACUAAAUGGUCUGUAAUUUAACUCUACGUCAUUAUUUCGAUCUUAAAAUUGUACGUGCAUACAUCAGAGAUGUACUUUCGAUUCAUAGAAACGAAAUCGUUUUUUUUUUAUUUAUUUUAAUGUUACACCAGAAUGCCCUUCAAUAAUCGGUACAAAAUCAUUUGUUUCAACUUAUUAGUUAGUGAUUUUAAAAUGGUUGUUUGUAAAGUUAGAAUAUUUGUAAUAAAUCAUCGAUUCUUGUUAAUUUCCAUUCGCUUCAGAACACACUAUUGUACUUUAAUUAUACAUUUGCAUCAUGGAGAAAAUAUAUCGAAGAUGUAAUAAGUUU
Molecule: messenger RNA, 8097 nt
Organism: Orussus abietinus
Lineage: Eukaryota; Metazoa; Arthropoda; Insecta; Hymenoptera; Orussidae
Gene: fdl
Product: probable beta-hexosaminidase fdl
Exons: 7
Coding region: 1143-3029 (628 amino acids)
Biological process (GO): ganglioside catabolic process; carbohydrate metabolic process; glycosaminoglycan metabolic process
Cellular component (GO): membrane
Molecular function (GO): beta-N-acetylhexosaminidase activity
Source: RefSeq, a predicted model, not a curated record